Messenger RNA from Striga hermonthica, 975 nucleotides. Lineage: Eukaryota; Viridiplantae; Streptophyta; Magnoliopsida; Lamiales; Orobanchaceae. The record is from the annotation of a GenBank genome assembly.
UUGUUUGCAAAAUUCUCCAAAUGCGAGUUCUGGCUCCAGCGAGUAUCUUUUCUGGGUCAUGUGAUUACUCAGGCAGGUAUCGAGGUGGAUCCUUCUAUGGUCUCAGCUGUUCAGAACUGGUCGACACCAAGGAGACCGUCCGAGGUUCGCAGUUUUCUCGGUCUAGCUGGUUACUAUCGCAGGUUUAUCGAGGGCUUUUCCAAGAUUGCCCGCCUUCUAUCCCAGUUGACGAGCAAGUCUGUGAGGUUCGAGUGGACUGACCGAUGUGAGUCGAGCUUUCAGGAGCUCAAGAGGAGAUUAACUUCAACACCGGUGUUGACUAUUCCCGAUCCUUCUCGGAGUUUCACCAUCUUCAGCGAUGCUUCGAGACAGGGCUUGGGAUGCGUCCUUAUGCAGGAUGGCCAGGUCGUUGCGUAUGCUUCACGUCAACUUAAGCCGCAUGAGCAGAACUAUCCGGCGCACGACUUGGAGUUAGCCGCAGUCGUUCAUGCUCUCAUGAUUUGGCGACACUAUCUUUACGGCGGUCAUUGUGAGAUUUUCACAGAUCAUAAGAGCUUGCAGUAUAUUUUUACUCAGAAGGAGCUCAACAUGAGACAGCGCUGUUGGCUAGAGCUCGUCAAGGAUUAUGAUUGCUCUAUUCAGUAUCAUCCGGGGAAGGCGAACGUCGUUGCUGAUGCCCUAAGACAGAAGGUGAGGGGUGACUUGACGUACGUCAUUACUCAGCAGAGUCCGUUGAUUCAGGAGUUUGCCCGGAUGCAGCUUCAGGCGAUCGAUGCACGUCCCACAGUCAUUGUCAGUGCCAGUGUCAGUGCCAUGCAGAUUCAGCCGACGCUGAGAGAGAGAAUCCGGCGAGAGCAGGCUUCUGACGAGUUCGUUCGUGUCAUGGAGCCCAAGGUUCGCGCAAGAGGCGUCGAGGGCUUUAAGCUAGGUGUCGAUGGUGCCCUAGAGUUCAGAGGCAGGAUCGUGGUCCCGAAA